UUCCUUGAAAAAUUGUGGGGGGGAAAUGUGGAAUUGAAACAAAACUGUUGUUAUGAAAGAGACUGUGAGAGAGGGAGGACUAUAGUGGGUGGAUCUUGGCCAACUUCCUUCUCUUACGGCGUGUUGAACUACCAGAUCAGUCAAGAGUUUCAUCAGAGCGCUACACUAGCAAUGCAAGUGGCGCACGUGGACCGCAAACUCUCCCGGCGACUAUUUUUUUUUAUUUUUUAUAAUAAUUGUUAAGGCAUUUGCUGGACACACAGUUUAAAUUUAUGUUUCGUUAGUCUUGUGUCUAUUCCGAACAAGAAACUGUGUCGUAUUUUCAUUAAGAUAUCUGUAACUUUGAACUCGUGCUAAAUUAAUUUAUAGUGAGAAUGUGGGCGCUGUCAGAGUAUUUUUUUUAAGAGUCACUCCAAAUCAUUUGAGCUCAUUAUGGUGGACAAAGGUCCCCUUCUGACUUCGGCUAUCAUUUUCUAUCUGUCAAUUGGGGCAGCAAUUUUCCAAGUCAUCGAGGAACCGAACUGGGAGGCCGCAGUAAAUAAUUACAAAGCAGAAAAGGAGAAAAUAUUGAAAAAAUAUCCAUGUCUUGAAAAGGCUGACCUGGACCACAUUCUAGAGGUGGUGUCUGAUGCUGCAGGACAAGGCAUCACCAUCACAGGAGACAAAACCUUCAACAACUGGAAUUGGCCCAAUGCUGUCAUCUUUGCAGCCACAGUUAUUACAACUAUAGGUUAUGGAAAUAUUGCCCCCAAAACGCCUUCAGGGAGGGUUUUCUGUAUCUUUUAUGGUCUUUUUGGAGUGCCGCUGUGUUUCACAUGGAUCAGUGAACUUGGAAAGUUUUUUGGUGGAAGAGCUAAACACCUUGGUCAAUAUCUUACUAAGAAAGGGGUAACAUUGCGGAAAACACAGUUCACCUGCACAGCUGUCUUUCUGUUAUGGGGUGUGUUGGUGCAUUUAGUGAUUCCUCCAUUUGUAUUCAUGUCUCAAGAGGGCUGGACCUAUAUUGAGGGCUUGUAUUUUUCUUUUGUCACUUUGACAACUAUUGGAUUUGGUGAUCUUGUAGCAGGUGUUGACCCCAAUGCUGACUACCCUAUUCUGUAUCGGUACUUUGUAGAGGUGUGGAUUUAUCUUGGUCUGGCAUGGCUGUCUUUGUUUUUCAAUUGGAAGGUGCGCAUGGUUGUGGAGGCUCACAAAGCUCUAAAGAAACGCCGUAAAAGGCGCAAACUUUCUCUGGAUGAGUUACAGCGCAUCAAGGCGAGUCACAAGACCCUACAUCUGCCACCAACUCCCAAUGAUGUCAACAUCUUUAGCUUCCUGUCCAAGAAAAAAGAAGAUUACAAUGACUUAAUCAAGCAGAUAGGUGUUGACAAGGAAGGAGAAGAACAAUGUGUCGGCUUCAUCACUGGAAGCAAGAAUAAAGCACCAAACCGCUCAAAGAGCUGCAGUGAUAGUCAUUCCAUUAAUGGAAAUUCCAUUCUCAGUCUAGACCGCUCACCUCGACAGAAGCGCCGCUAUAGCUUCAGUGAUAGAGUUACUGUAGCUCUCUCAAAAUCCAAGAGUUACCUUCUUAGCCAAGAAGAAUGCCUUCUCAUGAAUGAAAUGCAUGGGGAAGGAGAGACAGACACUGACCUAGACUGUAUAAGAAUGUAUAAGAAUCAGUUGGACAAGGAGGCAGGAGAGAAACACAAAGGUCAAGAACAUGGAGGAUGCAGUGAUGGCCGGAUCACAUGGGACUCCAAAAGUUACCAGACCCUCAUGUUUCCCAAUGCCAACAUUACCUUUAUUGAUGAAGAUAAUUUGCUAAACAACAACCUGGAGAAUGAUGAUAAUGCCUUUAUGCCUAAGUUCUCAACUGCUGAUGAGACCGAUUUCAAAGAGGAACAGGGCUCGGAAUCUGAGACCUCUAUAUUCAACACAGAUGGGUCAAACCAUGGCCACUCCUAUGAACAGCUGGUGGAAGAGUAUUCCAAAGAGGACAACACUGACAUUUGAUUCAGUUUUCUUUCCUAAACCUCAUUAAAGUUUUUCUUUCAUGAAAAAACGAAAUGACGGUGAAAACUAUAGUAAUAUAAGCUUUUACAUACAGCCCAUUUCCCAUUCACUCCUUUCAAAUGUGAUUUUACAUAACUAAUUUUUUUUUCUUUUGUUUUUUUCUUUUGUUUUUCUUUAUUCGGUGAUACAACAGACGUGUCUAAACUACAGGGUUUAAGAUUCACUAUGAACUGGAUCAUUAACAAUGCAUGUUCACUGCAUGUUUUUUCCACCAUAUUGGUGGAUUUUUUUCUUUCUUUCUUCUUUAGACAGAAAAAAAAAACUGUCAAUUUGCCAAAGCUUAAUCCUUAUUAGAUGCUAAACAUAUUUUUAUUGUCUUCCAUUUUAGCCCAAGGUAUUUUAUUUGGUAACCAUGUUAACCAGUUAGAUUUUAACUUUUAUUUGAAAUGUUGUCAUGAUUUGAAUUUUUAAUAUUGCGA
Molecule: messenger RNA, 2471 nt
Organism: Onychostoma macrolepis
Lineage: Eukaryota; Metazoa; Chordata; Actinopteri; Cypriniformes; Cyprinidae
Gene: kcnk5a
Product: potassium channel, subfamily K, member 5a
Exons: 5
Coding region: 433-1992 (519 amino acids)
Biological process (GO): potassium ion transmembrane transport; stabilization of membrane potential
Cellular component (GO): membrane
Molecular function (GO): potassium ion leak channel activity
Source: RefSeq, a predicted model, not a curated record